This is a messenger RNA of Orycteropus afer afer, 2424 nucleotides long. It is a transcript of the gene FASTKD5, whose product is annotated as FAST kinase domains 5. NCBI's taxonomy places the organism in Eukaryota, Metazoa, Chordata, Mammalia, Tubulidentata, Orycteropodidae. Gene Ontology annotation, biological process: regulation of mitochondrial mRNA stability; mitochondrial RNA processing. The record is from RefSeq and is a predicted model, not a curated record. Bases 1 to 2424 code for a protein of 807 amino acids. Gene Ontology annotation, molecular function: RNA binding. The transcript has a single exon. Gene Ontology annotation, cellular component: mitochondrial matrix; ribonucleoprotein granule.
AUGGCUCUUGUGAUAUGCCGAAGAUUUCCAGGCAGUUUCUGUGGGACACCUCCCCGACCAACUCUAAUCAAGUACCAUACCAACAAGAAAUUGUCUGGUCAGACCUGGGAGGACUGUGUUUUGACUGGCAAAAAGAUCAGUACUGACACCAGAAUGGGAGCCACUCUCAAGCUGUUAAAACCUUUAGGAUAUCAAGGGUUUUGCAGUCCUCUUGCCUACAGUGCAACCCAAAGUGUGGCAUAUUGGAAUGUGGGAAGCAGCACAUGGCCCAGGGGACACGGCCCUACAAAACAAGUUGAGAACAUUUGUAGCACCUCCUCUUCUCGGAGGAUCCUGACAACCAGCCAUGCCCUCCUGGGUUGGGAAUUCAGCAAGGCCUCUGCCUCUAAGGCCAGCACGUUGCAGCCAGCCUCACCAGGCACCACGAGAGUUGAAAAGGACGUGGAAGUCUUUGAUUCCUUUCAAGAUCCUCGAGCUUUCCUACAGCUGAGACCAGAGUACCAGCUUCACAGCUAUAACAGAUCUGAAACUGGUCCGCCCCUGUCAGUUUCAGAAGGUGAACUAAUUUUGCACCAAAUCACAGUUUUUCAAAAUAAUCUCCAGCCCCAAGUCAUUGCUGAUUAUUUCUGUAAGCUGAGCUCUUUGCCUGCAGAGCAACAUCCUGUUUUGCUGUCCGGUACUAGCUUUACUUUGCUCUGCCAGCUGAGUGUGAAAAACAUAGAGCUCUUUGAGACCCCAGAUCUGAUCUGCAGUUUGAAAGCCUUUGUCAGUUUAGGAAUCCCUCAUUCCCAUCCAAUGCUAGAUGUGUAUGAAACCAAAAUUUGCCAUCAUGUGUGGGAAAUGAACCUGGAUCAGCUUCUUUUGGUGGCUGACCUCUGGCGGAACUUGGGCCACAGGGUACCUCGGUUUUUAAAAAUCUUUUUUAGUUAUCUCAGUAUUCACUGGAAAGAGCUUUCCUUACCACAACUGAUUCACUUAAUAUAUAUUAUAGGUGAAAGUCGGCAGGCCCCUCAGGACCUAAUGCAAAAACUGGAAUCACUGAUCCUCAAGUACAUAGAUCUGAUCAAUUUAGAGGAGGCUGGUGCAAUUUGUUUGGGGUUCUUUAAAUCAAGUAGUAGUCUCUCUGAAUUUGUCAUGAGGAAAAUCGGAGACUUGGCCUGUGCUGACAUGCAGCAUCUGAGUAGUUAUGCCUUAGUGAAUAUUCUUAAAAUGUUCCGCUUUACACAUGUGGAUCACAUACAUUUCAUGAAACAAUUUGGACAGAUUGCUCCUCAGCGAAUUCCUUCCAUGGGAGUUCAAGGUGUCAUGCAUCUGACUCUGGCCUGCUCGGCCUUACGCAUCCUGGAUGAAAGGGUGAUGAAUGCUGUAGCUGCUUCUUUGCCUCCUAGAGUAGCACACUGUCGAAGUAAAGAUGUUGCUAAGAUUUUGUGGUCAUUUGGAACUCUGAAUUAUAAGCCACCCAACACAGAAGACUUUUAUUCCAGCCUGAUCAAUGAGAUUCACAGAAAGAUGCCUGAGUUUAACCAAUACCCAGAACACCUGCUCACCUGCCUGCUGGGCUUGGCGUUUUCUCAGCACUUUCCAGUAGAGCUAAUAGAUUUUGCUCUGAGUCCAGGGUUUGUCAGGUUAACUCAGGAGAGAAGUAAGUUUGAACUCACUAAGGAGCUGUGUACCCUGGAUGGCACAGUUGGCAUUGAGUGCCCACAUUACAGAGGCAAUCGUCUUAACUCUCACCUUCAGCAAGAGGGAUCAGAAAUACUGUGGAAUUUAGCAAGGAAAGAUAUGUGCUCAAAACCUGAAUUCCUAGAAGCUCUCUUUUUACUUGAGACCAUGUUGGGUGGGCCCCAGUACAUUAAACACCAUAUGAUUUUGCCUCAUACCCGAUCUUCUGACAUAGAGGUUCAGCUUGAUGUCAACAUGAAGCCAUUACCAUUCAACAGAGAUGCCACAUCAAUUCAAGAUGUAACCAAAUUAAAGCUUAAGCAUGUGGGAGUCAGCCUUACAGACAAUUUGCUGAAUCAGUUACUAAAAGGAAAAUCAAGAGGGCAUUUCCAGGGGGAAAUUGAGUCAGAAAUUGGGCAGCAGCCCAUGGAGUUAGAGAAGAAGGCAGCCACAUACUUGGGGGGCUCCCGUGGCAACAUGGCAGACAGGUUGGGGGCCUUGGAGAUGGCUGACCUAUUAUGCCCCCCAGCCCACUUGCAGGCCCCGCUAGUGAAGCUGGCUAUUCAGUUGACAAAUAAGAACCAGUAUUGCUAUGGUUCCAGGCAUCUGCUUGGACUGCACAAUAUGAAGAGGCGGCAGCUGGUUCGGCUUGGGUAUCACGUGGUCGAGUUAACCCAUUGGGAAUGGCUCCCACUGCUGAAACGAACUCGCUCAGAAAAGCUGGCAUUCCUUCAUGAGAAAGUGUUUACCUGUGAGCUCUGA